AUAUCGACAAAACUGUAGGGACUUUUCGUUUCGGUUGGUCACAUUGGCUAUAGCCUUGCCAUCUAAAAAUAAUUUCGAAAGUUUCUUUUUAACUUUCCUACAGACCCGGUGGUUCUCGUAUUAUUAAGAAAAACCCGAUUUUGGGUUGUUUUCAAGUUUCACCUGUGAAAUACAAAUAACUACCAGUGGAGUCAAAUAAAAUAGGACGCCAAAAUGCCCCUUUCCUGUCGUUUUUAUAAAGAGAAAUACCCCGAAGUGGAAGAUGUGGUCAUGGUCAAUGUUAGAGCCAUCGCCGAAAUGGGGGCUUACGUUCAUUUGUUAGAAUACAAUAAUAUUGAGGGCAUGAUAUUACUGUCCGAGCUGUCCAGAAGGCGUAUUAGGUCCAUUAACAAGUUGAUCCGAGUAGGGAAAACUGAACCUGUUGUAGUUAUUAGGGUAGACAAAGAAAAAGGAUAUAUUGAUUUGUCUAAAAGAAGAGUGAGUGCCGAGGAUGUAGAGAAAUGUACAGAAAGAUUUGCAAAAGCAAAAGCUGUCAACUCCAUUCUUAGGCAUGUAGCUGAAUUGUUAAGAUAUGAAUCUGAUGACCAAUUGGAGGAGUUGUAUCAAAAAACUGCCUGGUAUUUCGAAGAGAAAUACAAGAAAAACAAGGCUUCCGCUUACGAUUUUUUCAAACAGGCUGUAGCGGACCCGAGCAUAUUGGCCGAAUGCAACUUAGAUGACAAGACAAAAGAAGUCUUACUAAGCAACAUAAAACGUAAGCUAACCUCCCAAGCGGUGAAAAUAAGGGCGGACAUCGAGUGUGCCUGCUACGGCUAUGAAGGAAUUGAUGCAGUAAAAACAGCCCUCAGGGCUGGUUUGGAAUUGUCCACUGAAGAGUUACCUAUUAAGAUUAACCUUAUUGCCCCACCCUUAUACGUAAUGACAACCUCAACGCCCGAGAAGCAGGAUGGCUUAAAGAAGCUGAACGAAGCAAUAGAUGUUAUUAAAGUGAAAAUUGGGGAGCUCGGAGGGCAUUUUAAUGUGCAAAUGGCUCCUAAAGUGGUGACUGCGACCGAUGAGGCGGACCUUGCCAAGCAAAUGGAACGUGCGGAAAUGGAAAAUACCGAAGUUGCAGGGGAUGAUGACGACGAGGAGGAGGAGGAAGGACAGGUGUACAGUGAAGGUGAAGACGAAGAAAAAAAUGGUGGAGACGGAGGUAACACCGACGAAGAAGACUAGACGCAGCAGUCUCUUAACAUCAAAAGGGUUUAAUACUUUAUAGGCAAUUUAACAGCAAAAAAAACACACUUCCUUUUAUCGUCAAAAAUCUCUUUAUUUAUCUUAAGACAGGUGUUUUUUAUUAUAUAUUAUCAUAACAUUCAAUAUAAUAUGAUAACGACCACAUUUUCAUAUUUUAGACUAGUAACAGUAAUAAAAUAUCUAUUAUAUAAGAAA
Messenger RNA from Anthonomus grandis grandis, 1434 nucleotides. It is a transcript of the gene eIF2alpha, whose product is annotated as eukaryotic translation initiation factor 2 subunit 1. Gene Ontology annotation, molecular function: ribosome binding; RNA binding; translation initiation factor activity. Gene Ontology annotation, cellular component: eukaryotic translation initiation factor 2 complex; eukaryotic 48S preinitiation complex; multi-eIF complex. The transcript has 7 exons. The record is from RefSeq and is a predicted model, not a curated record. NCBI's taxonomy places the organism in Eukaryota, Metazoa, Arthropoda, Insecta, Coleoptera, Curculionidae. Bases 214 to 1218 code for a protein of 334 amino acids.